CAGCUUGGCCCCAGAGUCGCGUAACCUCUUUGAAAGGAUCAAUCCCAAGAAACUAGCGUUGGUACCAUCCUGCCAGCUCAGCUACACUUUACUCAGAUUUCACCAGUUUUCCCCAUAAUGUCCUUUUUCUGACCAGUCUCCCGCGUGGCAGUUACUCCCGUCUCCUCGGUCUCCUCCAGAGGGUGGCAGUUCCUGGGUCUUCCCGACCUGGGUGUUUGGAGGAGUGGCCCUCAGUUGGAUGUGUCUGAUGUGUCUCGGGAUUAGAUUAAGCUUGUGUGGUUUCGGCAGGAAGCCCAUGGAAGCGACAUUCCCGGCGGGAAGGGUCAGGAGGCAGCAGCGGGGUCCUGAAGGUGAGCCGAAGGUCGGGGAGUCGGCUGUGCGCCUCUUGAGGAGACACCUAAACCUGGGCGACCUCGUGCUUGAGGUAGACGGUCCUCCCCGUAAACAGCUGUGUCUCAACCGGUUGAUUGAUUAUGAUGGUCCUGGGGCCCACACUGACCUUUCCAGUUCAUUGAUAGGCUCUGCUUUGCGGGACCAAGCUGCGCAGCUGGGUGUUCCAGCAGCCGUCCUGUCCAGCCAGGUGGUGGCCUCUGGCCUCGUGCAGGUGUGUGAAGCAGAUGCAGGUCCCCCUCCCAAGGUGCUGAUGACGCCGGACCAGAGGAAGAAACUGUCUUCCUUGUUUGAGAUCGCUCAGAAUUUAUUAGCACAAAGCAUGUUUUCCCGUCUUUCCUUCUGUCAAGAAUUAUGGAAAGUACAGAAUUCUUUGCUGCUUGAAGCUGUGUGGCGCCUUCAUGUUCAAAACAUUGUAAGCCUCCAAGAGCUGCUGGAAAGCCAUGCCGACUCUCAGGCCGUGGUGGCCUGGCUCUCCAGGGACCUGCGCCUGCUGUGUGAGCAGACAGAGGCACCCUGUCAGCACGCCGACGUCGCCAGGGCUAUGCUUUCUGAUUUUGUGCAAAUGCUUGUUUUGAGGGGAUUCCAGAAGAACGUGGAUGUGAGAGGAACCGUGGAGCCGGAGUGGAUGACCCAGGUGGCCGUUGCUGUUCUCGAGAGGAUGCUGGCUUCCGCGCUCGAAGCUUUGGCGGCCGGGAUACAGGAGGGGUCCGCAGCACACAAGGCAGUGAGCUGCUGGUUCAGUGUGUUCAGUGGACACAUGUAUCGAAGUAUAAUUUCAACCGAGUCUCCCAAGAGGUUCUUCUGUCACACUCUGACCCAGAUCCUCACCCACAAGCCUGUGCUGAAAGUUUCCGACGCUGUUCAGAUGCAGAGAGAGUGGAGCUUUGCAAGGACCCCGCCUCUGCUCAGUGGCCUGUACCGUAGGCUCUUCGUGAUCCUGAGCCCAGAGGAGCUAGUGGACUGCUUACAAGAAGUUCUGGAGACACGGGAGGUGAACUGGCAACACGUGCUGUCCUGCGUGUCCACACUGGUGAUCUGCUUGCCAGACGCACAGCAGCUGGUUAACGGUUGGGUGUCGCGUUUGCUGGCUCAUGCGUUCGAGAGCUGUGACCUGGACAGCAUGGUCCUGGCGUUCCUGGUUGCGCGGCAGGCUGCGCUGGAGGGCCCAGCUGCCUUCCCGUCCUACGCCGCCUGGUUCCAGGCCGCCUUCGGGAGCGCAAGGGGCUUCCACAGCUGCAGCAAGAAGGCGCUGGUCUUCCUCUUCAAGUUCCUGUCUGACCUCGUGCCCUUCGAGGCCCCCCGGUACCUGCAGGUGCACGUCCUCCACCCGCCGCUGGUUCCCAGCAAGUACCGCGCCCUCCUCACUGACUACGUGGCGCUGGCCAGGACGCGCCUGGCCGACCUCAAGGUUUCUAUAGAAAACAUGGGGCUCUAUGAGGAUUUGUCUUCAGCUGGGGACGUCACCGAGCCCCACCGCCAAACGUCCCAGGAUGUUGAGAAGGCCAUCAUGGUGUUUGAACACACGGGGAAGAUUCCCGCCGCCGUCCUGGAGGCCAGCAUAUUCCGGAGGUCCUACUACCUGUCCCACUUUCUCCCCGCCCUGCUCACACCGCGAGUGCUCCCGAGGGUCCCUGAUUCCCGGGCCGUUCUCAUAGAGUCCCUGAGGAGAGCGGAGAAAAUUCCCCCCUCCUUAUACUCCACCUACCGUCAAGCCUGCUCCACUGUCAGAGAGAAGCCAGAAGAUGCAGCCUCGCGAAGGGAGGUGGAGCCCAGCUGUGCGGAGGAGCCGCUGGGCCUGCUCACAACUGCCCUGCGAGAGCUCAGGGCCUCAGUGACAGAUCCCCCCCAGCACGACGCGUUGUCGGCUCAGAUGGCAGUGAUCUCUGAACAGCUCCGCUCCGCCCUGGGCCUCAGCGAGGAUGACAGUGACGUCGAGGGGGCCCAGGUUCAGCUCAGCGUCCGGGCCCCCGAGCUGCAGCCAUGGGAGCAGAGGGUCGUGGACCUCCUGCUGACGUCUUUCUGUCAGAACCUCAUGGCGGCCUCCAGCGUUGCCCCACCGGACAGGCAGGGCCCCUGGGCCGCCCACUUCGUGAGGACCCUGUGCAGACGCAGGCUCCUGCCGGCUCUGCUUAGCAGGCUCUGCCAACUGCUCCGUCACCAGGGCCCGAGCCUGAGUGCCUCACAUGUGGUGGGGUUGGCUGCCCUGGCCGUCCACCUCGGCGAGUCCAGGUCUGCCCUCCCGGAGGUGCAUGUGGGCCCUCCCACGCCUGCCAGGGGCCUGCCCGUCCCCGAGCUCUUCGACAUCCUCCUGCCCUGUAGAACCCAGGAGUCCUCGGCCCUGUGUCUGAAAUUUUGUACAGCGGCAAUUUCUUAUUCUUUGUGUAAGUUUUCUUCCCAGUCACAUGACAUCUUGUACAGCUGUUUGUCUCCAGGCCUUAUAAAAAAGUUCCAGUUCAUCGUGUUCAGAUGGUUCUCAGAGGCCCGAGACCCGCCCUCUUGGGAGGACCCGGCCAGCUCCCCCUGGAGGCCCCUGUGCCUGCCCUCCGCGGACUGGCGGCGAGCUGCCCUCUGCCUGUGGAAGCAGAGGACCUCGCGGGAGCUGCUGCAGCGGGAGGGGCUCCGCUUGACUUACAGAGACUGGUUACAGCUGGAACUAGAAAUUCAGCCUGAAGUUGAUUCUCUUUCAGAUACAGAAAGGCGGGACUUCCACCAGUGGGCCAUCCACCAGCACUUCCUCCCCGCGCCCUCUGCCACCGGGGGCUGUGACGGAGACCUGGAAGUCGCCUGCACCACGCUUGUCGACGUGCUCAUGGACUUCUGCCAAAGUUCAAGGAGUUAUGAUCACUCAGAGAAUUCUGAUUUGGUUGUUGGUGGCUGCACAGGAAAUCGGGAUAUUUUUUCCAGGUUGCAGGAGAUGGCUGCUGACCUGGAGCAGGGCCCAGCGCCCCUCGGCCAUGCUGCUCCCCGGGGCCACUUCCUCUUCGGAGUUUUCUGCAGACGCCUCCAGGCCCUGGCUCGAGGGUGGGACGUGGCCAGCCGCCUGCAGCGACAGCGGGAGCUGCUCAUGUGCAAACGCAUCCUCCUCGGCCUGCCCCCCUCCGUGCUUGUCGGCAGCCCCUGCUUGGAGCAGCUGGCCGCCCCCGACUGCGAUGACUUCUUCCACUUGGUCAACUCGGAGCUGAGAAACUUCUCCCACGACGGCGCCCUGACCCACGACAUCACGGCCCACUUCUUCAGGGGGCUCCUCAACGCCUGUUCACGAAGCAGAGACCCCUCCCUGGCAGCCGACCUGACCCUGACUGCCUGCCAGACCCAGUGCCCCUUGCUUCUGACCUCUGCUCUGCUGUGGUGGCCGCACCUGGAGCCCGAGCUUCACCACCGGUGGAGGAGAUGCUCCCAGAGCCCGCUGCCUACAGAGCUGCGGAGGCUGCAGGAGGCCCAGCACUUUGCCGCGAGCGUCCUCUCCCCCCUUGUGGCACCCCCCGCUCCUAGCCCGGCCUGGCUCUGUGCGGCCGCCCUGCACUUCGUGAUUCGACGGGCCGGGAAGGAGAGCAUCCGACAGGAGCUGGGGCAGCUGGACAGCCAAGGAGAGGAGCUGUUGGUUUUCCUGUUUUUUUUUUCCUUGAUGGGCCUGCUCUCUUCACAUCUGACCCCGCAGGCCAUUGGCUCCCUGAAGGCCCUGGACGUCUGUGCCGAGGUCCUGGGGUGUCUGCAGAGGAAGAGGAUUUCCUGGCUGCCGCUCUUUCAGUUGACGGAAGCGGAUGCCGGCCUGGGGCGCACCCUCCUCCGCCUGGCCCCUGACCACCAGGUCAGGCUGCUGCCGGUCGCCUUCUACAGCCUCCUGUCCUACUUUGACAAGGACGCCCUCCUCCAGGAAGAUGCCUUCCUGCACGUUGCUGUUAACAUGUACCUGAAGCUCGUGGGCCUCUUCGUGGCUGGGGAGACUGGUGCAGUCUGGACUCCGGCCCACGGUGGGGAGCGCCAGGCCCAGGCAGGUGCAGGGCCAGGCCUGUCUCCAGAUGGACCCGGGCGGCCAGCUCUUGGGGGCCUGCGGCCUGGGCAGCCCCUCCUGGCGCAGCGCGCAGCUGUGGGCACCCUGACCGCGGCUCUGCCUGUCUUCUCUCCAGGGCGACCCCGUAAGCCUGAUAACAAAUGCUCGUCUUUUUCUGCUGCAGUCGAUACCUCGGUGCCCAAAAAGGAGCUUCGCAGACGUGGCAGAGGUAACGCCCAGAUGCUCACCUUGCUGUCUGUCUUUAAGUCCCCAUCACUGUUCACUGUGAGGGUGCUGAACACCUUCGGGAAAACGAGCAUGCGGCGUCCAGCACUUGGCAUCUCCUCGGGCCCUGGGUGUGUGUUUGGGGGCCGUGGGGCAGCACGGGCCCAGCACACGGGCUUUCUUGCAGCUGCUGGGCGCGAGUGCGGACUGUGACCCGGAAGUGCGUGCCGCCCUCCUCAGCAGGCAGCAGGCCGUGCUGGACCCUGACCUCUGCCAGGAGCCCCGUCUCUUCUGACAGGAUCUGCGCAGGGCAUAGCCCAGCUCCUCGGUAAAUAAUUUAUUACAAGCGUAACGUGGAGCUCUCGUUGCCCUGAAAUGUGGGUUACAAACCUCGACUGCAUCAGCGGGGGAGAGGAAUCAAUUCUUUGAAGUCUGCUUCUGGCCCCAAGUCACUCUGUUUACAGGAGAAGAAACUGCCGGUCCCGGAGCAGAAGCCACAAGGCCCCGUGAGCUGUGUGCUGAGCCCCUGCCACCCAGCAUGCGGGGCGGGGGCUCGUUGGGGUGCAGAGCUGUGCCGUCAGGCCUGAACCCCCGUCACUGCCCGCUGAGCUCAGGGGCGGGCGUGCCCUCAGGUGGGCUCAGCCUUCACGGCCUGCCCCGCCGCGGGCCCAGGCGGGGGCUCCGGGGCCUUGUCCGGGGUCUGCGUCAGGGGGUGCACCAUGGACAUGUGCACGUUGAGGUUGUGAGCCUUUUCGAACCGCCGGCCGCACUGGUCGCAGGCGAAGUCCAGCUCCGUCUCGGCCUUGUGCUUGGUCAUGUGGUACUUCAGGGAUGCCCGCUGCCGGCACUGGAACCCGCAGACUUCGCACCUGGGGGCCAGGGGCAGGUGAGCCAGGGCACCGCUGGUGGGAGAAACCCCCCGCCCCCCACACUUACUGCAGGGGCUUGGCUCCUGAGUGGCGCAUCUGGUGAACCAGGAGGUGCUUCCGCUGCUUGAAGGUCUGCCCACACUCGUCACAGAUAUAGUUCCGCACCUCUGGGGACCAGAGAGGCAGUGACCACAGGCCCUGACACCCUCCCCUCGGUGCCCGAGUGCCUUACAGGUGACACAGCUCUGAUACAGAGCCCUCCGUGCCGCCUGAAAUUGUCACCUGGCUGCGGCUUCCUCUCCAACUACUGUGUACAUUUCAUCUGGAGCCUGUUUUUUGCCCUUUAGGCCGAUUUCCUUGAGCACAAAUUUUUAGAGGAAGCCAAAUCAGUAAGGUUUCAUAGAUGACUGAUCACAGUUGCUGCUACUCUAAGACCCACCGCCACGCUGGGCCCACUGCGGGGUACCCACUGCAAAGGCAAUCUUAACGCUCCUGAACAGAACUUGAACCGUCACGCCCACACCAGUGGUCCCACUGCGGGCCGUGCCAGCGGGGCAGCUGCCACGCGCUUCCCGCCCCGCGUCACUGCACGUCCCGCUGCUCAUCUACCAGUACCUGAACCAGCCUCCCAGGCAGGCUCCUCCCUCACUAGGGGCAGCCGUCCCGACAGCACCCGAUCUAGCCUCUUCUGUGUUAAAACCAAAAACUGCUUGUGGUCACGACCACUGGCAUCCAGACUGAGAACAGCUUGACCCAACCCAAGAGAAUUACUGUGUUCGUUAGAAGACACAGACAAGAACACUUGGAGCAAAAAACACAGGAAAACUGUUUGUUUCGCUGUGGAAACAACAAGUAAAUGUGCGCCGACAAUUAAACUGUCAAAUCUGA
Molecule: messenger RNA, 6366 nt
Organism: Balaenoptera ricei (Rice's whale)
Lineage: Eukaryota; Metazoa; Chordata; Mammalia; Artiodactyla; Balaenopteridae
Gene: FANCA
Product: FA complementation group A
Exons: 41
Coding region: 239-4822 (1527 amino acids)
Biological process (GO): regulation of regulatory T cell differentiation; interstrand cross-link repair
Cellular component (GO): Fanconi anaemia nuclear complex
Source: RefSeq, a predicted model, not a curated record